Penicillium roqueforti is the source of this 1335-nucleotide messenger RNA. RefSeq lists its product as uncharacterized. The coding region runs from base 1 to 1335 and encodes 444 amino acids. Lineage: Eukaryota; Fungi; Ascomycota; Eurotiomycetes; Eurotiales; Aspergillaceae. The record is from RefSeq and is a predicted model, not a curated record. The transcript is spliced from 2 exons.
AUGAGCGCUAAAGAAUUCCUCGUUGACGUCGAAGGCGGCGUGGUGCCGGUGGACUGCCACGAGAAAGUGCUGCGGAUAGCAUUCAUCUAUAUGGAAGAGGAGCUGUGGCUCGACAGUGGCGUCUUUGAUGUUGUCGAGAAGCUGCACGCGCGUGGAUGGUCGUUCGGCGCGGGCGAGUUGAGGUUUAAUCGCACCCUGGAUAUAUUCUACCUCGCCCAGCUCGCAGCGGCCAUCUACCGCUCCACCAACCAACUUGAGGGUGACUUCCCCUCCCCUGAUGAUUUCCAGUCUUUCUACACCACACACCACGCCCUCCUCCACUCCUCCGCAUGGCGCUCUUAUUACUCCACUGCCUUCCUUACCCAGCGCACCACAGCGCGCUUCUACCGCCUACCUGACCUCCAAGACUUACCUGACUCUGACUCCCCGCUGGGGCUGCCGCGCCAGCGAGCCCCCGCACACGCCACGAAACUACCCCGCUGGGCCCACAGUGUCGUGUGCACGCACCGCAGGCAGCUGUCCCUCCCGCUCGCGACUCUCACUGGAUUAGCCCUCAGCACACUCGAGACGACCAUCACGCGCCUGCGCACGGUCUACACUAGCGUGCCGCCCUACUCGGAGACGCAAGCGCGCUUCUGGCUUGAGUAUAUGGGGCUCGGUUCCCCUGGCCGGUCUGGCUCAGCCAAGGCAGUUUCCCGGGAAGUGUGGGGCCCGAAUAUCUUCGGCAUACUGGUCGCGCAGGGAGCGUAUGAUUUGUAUGCGUGGGAAGCAAAGUACUCAGCGCAGCUGUGGGAGGCGAGUGCGGCGAGGAGGGAGGUUGCUGAGCCGGAUGUGGAUGGCGUGUGGGAGAGUGAGGUGAUGUGGUGUGGGUUGCCGGAUGGUGGGGUGGGGUCGUACGCAUGGUGUAGGGGGUGGGAGGGAGAGGUUGGGAGUGAGGAGGAGGUAAAGUUUUUAGCUGCUGUUGCAGUGGAGGAGACGAUGGGCGUGAAGGCGGAGGUGGGUGAGUUGGACUUUGCAGUGCGGUCGUAUAUGUUUCUUGGGGUGAUGCGGGCUGCGGUUGAGAGGCGAGAGAGGGAUAUUUUUCUGGAGGAACUAGAGCGGGGGAUGGUGCUGGCUGGGAGGAUUGAGGAGGGGAGGGCAUGGAGGUGGCUAAGGGAGGUCUUUGGGGUCGUGGAGCCAUAUGUGAUGGUAUGGGAGGGUGUAUGGCCUGCUACAGAGGUGGAGAGGGGGGAGGUGCUACGGCAGAUCUUGGUGGAGAAUGGGCAGCUCUUUGCAAGGUGGAAGCGUUCGCCGGUUUUGAAGGAGUUCAGUUUUGUGCUGGGUCCGAGGGAGUAG